This is a messenger RNA of Phytophthora sojae, 693 nucleotides long. RefSeq lists its product as hypothetical. The record is from RefSeq and is a predicted model, not a curated record. The transcript has a single exon. The annotation marks the transcript as partial. Lineage: Eukaryota; Oomycota; Peronosporomycetes; Peronosporales; Peronosporaceae.
GGGCCCUACCGCUCCGUGCCCCGAGAGCGCUCCGUGGCCUUCAACCUGACGCUGGACGUGCAGAACCUGCAGCAGGAGGUGCACAACAUGGCGGUCCUGCGCGACAUCCUACGCACCAAGAGCCUGCUGCAGCGCCACACGCCCGAGGACUCGCUGCUGCAUGUGGUGAAGGAGUACUUCCACGUCUUUCGAACUGGCUCAGUGCUCCGGCAGGCGGGGCGCAAGAGGCUCAUGGACGAGCAGGACCAAAGCGCGUUCAUGCACAGCGUCAUGGACGCAGAGGUGGACGUGGGCAAUGGACUGCACGGCCCCGACGUCAUGAUGAACCAGAUGACCAUGUACUCGACGUUCAUCAAGUUCAUCCGGCUCACGAUGCACUCGUUCGACAUUGUCGUGGCGGAAGACUCGGUGGUUAUCACGACCAACGCGACGCUGAUGUUCCAGAUCCUGCGCGCUACCAUCGAGAUGAUCUUCCCCCAUAUCGUGGCGGAAGAGUGGCUGGUGUCGCAGCUCGUGGGUCGGGAGGUGGAGCCGACCAUCGGCAUCACGUUUUUCUUCAACCCAGAGGGCAAGUGCUGCAAGUACGAGGUGGACCUCGACUUCGUGGGGGCCUUCACCAGCAUUGUUAAGGUCCCUGAGAUCGUCAACAUGCUGCUUGGUCGCGCGCUGAUAGCAGACAACUGCAUGUUCGGA